AAAAACCUGCCAAUAAAAAAGUUGCAGGAACCCCUGUCCCACAAUGCCAUCCAUCCAGCUGCCACUGCUACUCCUCUGCUUGACCUCGUGUGGUGUUUGCUUCAAUGGGGGACAUCUCCUUCCAGAGGAGAGUGAGAACAUAGGAAAAAGUCCCCUGGAUGACAUCCUUCAGAGAUCUGAAAGCCUCAUUCUCCAGUCUGUCCUCAAGAAAGCUGAAGAGGAAGAGAUUAAUAAAGAAUCAAAUGCCCCUCUGCUACAACGGCUUUCCAAAAGACAACACCCUGGGAAAAAGUACCUAAGUAUUCUGGAGAAGAGACAGCAUCCUGGGAAAAGAGAUGUUGAGGAAGAGACAGCUUAUGGAGACAUUCAGAAGAGGCAGCAUCCAGGAAAAAGGGAGAUGGAAGAUGACCUUGAUGUCUAUCUGGAGCUGAAAAGGCAACAGCUUCCCAGCAGAAAGUCACCGUUGGAUCAGUUUGCAUACAGCCCUAGGGCACAGCUAACCUACAUGAAUGAGUUAUCUAAAAGAGAACAUCCAGGCAGAAGAUAUCCGAUGUACAAGCACCAGCGUCCCAGCAAAAGAGGCUGGAAUUAUGAGGUAGAUGUAUAUGGUGAGAAACGCCAGCAUCCUGGAAAAAGGUACUGGAAUUCUGACGGCUCAGAUGACACAGGUCCCUGCAGCUUUCAGGAGUCAUUCACUUGUCACAAAGGCAAGUUGUUGCUUGAUUUAGUAGAAGAUGUUAGCAGAGACAGGGUAGAAGAAAAGCGUCAGCACCCAGGAAAGAGAUCAGCAUGGGAAAGUGAAACAGAGGAAUGA
Messenger RNA from Camarhynchus parvulus, 814 nucleotides. RefSeq names its product thyrotropin releasing hormone (gene TRH). The record is from RefSeq and is a predicted model, not a curated record. Lineage: Eukaryota; Metazoa; Chordata; Aves; Passeriformes; Thraupidae. Gene Ontology annotation, biological process: hormone-mediated signaling pathway. The transcript is spliced from 3 exons. Gene Ontology annotation, cellular component: extracellular region. Gene Ontology annotation, molecular function: thyrotropin-releasing hormone activity. The coding region runs from base 44 to 814 and encodes 256 amino acids.